This is a messenger RNA of Brugia malayi, 2073 nucleotides long. RefSeq names its product Dual specificity phosphatase, catalytic domain containing protein (gene Bma-vhp-1). The record is from RefSeq and is a predicted model, not a curated record. Gene Ontology annotation, cellular component: cytoplasm. Bases 1 to 2073 code for a protein of 690 amino acids. Gene Ontology annotation, biological process: protein dephosphorylation; negative regulation of MAPK cascade. Gene Ontology annotation, molecular function: protein tyrosine/threonine phosphatase activity; MAP kinase tyrosine/serine/threonine phosphatase activity. The transcript is spliced from 7 exons. Lineage: Eukaryota; Metazoa; Nematoda; Chromadorea; Rhabditida; Onchocercidae.
AUGUUAUCACAAAUUGGUGAAGAAAAGUGUAAUUCAACAUUAGUCGAUUUGGUGUUAUAUUCGGAAAAUGAUCAAACUAUUAGUGAGAAAACAUUAACAAAUAAUUAUUCCAAUGUAUUAUCCGGAAUAAAACGGAAAUGUUGUAAUGGUGAUGAUGAAAAAUGUUCCGAUUCCGAUUCCGAUUCCGUUGAUGAUGAUGAUUCACCACAAAAAUUACUUCGAACAUUACAAGAAAAAUUUACGUCAUCAAAACGUUUUCAUAAAGUUCUCGUUUUACGUGAUGGAUUCAAUGAUUUCCGUAAUCGUUUUCCGGAUUUAUGUGAAAGUUCUACGAAACGACAAGAAAAUGUGGAGAAAAAUGUAAUGGGUAAUCAUAUUCUAACAAGCAUAUCAAAUCCAUGUCUUUCAACCACUAAUGAUGGUCCAACUCAAAUUCUUCCAUUCCUUUAUCUUGGUUCACAACAAGAUGCAAUGGAUUCUAGCUUAUUAUCGAAAUAUGGUAUCAAAUAUGUGAUAAAUCUUAGUGUAAAUUGCCCUGAACCAGAUAUACUAAAACAAGAAGGUCAUUUUAUGCGGAUACCAAUUAGUGAUACUUAUCAAGCGAAAUUAUUACCACAUUUUGAAGAUGCUUUCAAAUUUCUUGAUAAGGUAUGUGAACGUGGUUCUGUAGCAUUAGUACAUUGUCUUGCUGGUAUUUCUCGAAGUCCAACAUUGGCUAUCGCAUAUAUGAUGAGACGAAAUAAUUGGACAUCUGAACAAGCAUAUAGGUAUGUGAAGGAACGUAGACCAUCCAUUUCACCGAAUUUCAAUUUCAUGGGUCAAUUAUUGGAAUAUGAGGCACGAUUACGAGAGAAAAAUAAUUUAAACUUAUCGUCUAAAUCCAGCGAACAUGACGAAGAAUGUCGAAAUGACAACAAUACUACCGUUUCGACAUCUUUCUUCACAUUGUCCUCUGUUUCAAAAUCCAACUUACCUGGUGAUAUACGUCCAGUUCAGGAAUGUGAUAACACCGAAAAUAUUUCAAAAUUGGGGAAAUCGAUCAGUUGUGAUACAUUAUCUCAAAGGAUAUCAUCAUAUAAACCACAAAAUUUUUGGGAUAACGAUUGCAGUCGGCCAUCUUCAAAGACUAACGAGAAUGGUAAGCGUGUAAUGGAAUCAACAUGUCAACAUUUAUUGGAUCGACCAAGAGUUUUGGAUGGAUUAAAAUCUAGGAAAGCUUUAAGCAUACCAGAAAAAGUAAAUGAGGAUUUACCAUCACCAUCAACAGAACUACAAAAAUUAUCAUUUACACAUUCAUCGGAUAUAUCUAAUUCUGCAUCAAAUCCACUCUUUCUGAGUACUAAUCAUAUGGAUGAAUCUAAUUCCAUAUGUAUAAAUUCUACAAUACUAUCAACAUCACAAAUUGAUCAUUAUUCAGCUGAAAAUUUCACAUUUAACUCAUGUGAUCAUUUAUCAAUUCCAUCGACAUCAUUAUCAUCACCAUCACCAUCAUCAUCAUCAUCAUUCAGUACCUAUAAUCGAAAUAGGAAUCAUCGAAUAACAAUGGGUCAUAAAUUUUUAACACGUAUUAGUCAUUAUCUUCGAAAAGGAACAACUUAUCAAAUGAAACAUACUAGAAGUAUUACAAUUGGUGGUAAUAUUGCUAAAGAUAAUAUUAUUGGAUGUAGAUCAAUUCUACCAUCAUCAAUUCCUACUUAUUCUUCGUCAUUAUUAAUUAAUAACAAAUGUGAUGCAUCAUCAUCAUCAUCAUCAUCAUCAUCAAAUGCUUCAAUUGAUGAUAUGUUACGAUCGAAUAGUGUUAAUUCUUUGGAUAAGACUGAUAAACAUGCAACAGCUUCAACAGCAUCACGUACACUUCAAACGUUACGUAGACGACGAAUGUUAGAGCAACAACAACAACAACAACAGCAAGAUCAUUCUCAAUUUAUCAAUGUUACAGAAAGUAAUGAUAAUGGUGAUAGUAAUGCUAAUGCUAAUACUACAGAAUCAAUUCUCGAAUCAUCACGAACAUUUCGUGAAACUGAUCGUGAUUCUAUUAGUUCUGCAAGUUCUUUAGAAAUAUUAGUUCAAUAG